Messenger RNA from Cladocopium goreaui, 3126 nucleotides. NCBI's taxonomy places the organism in Eukaryota, Dinophyceae, Suessiales, Symbiodiniaceae. The record is from the annotation of a GenBank genome assembly.
AUGGAGAUUCUUGCGGCGAAAGGCAGUUCUUUCUCCUGUUUGGUGUCAUAUAGAGGUUUCCUAGGUCGUGGUAUCGUCGUCACCGGUUUCAAUGCUAAGUCAUGGUCACAGGUGAAAUCGCUGGCGGAGAGGGCCGCGCCUUUGCUGGGUAUAGGUUCCGGCACCCAGCGUUGCGCUGUGAAUCGCUGUGCGCCUGGUGUCUCUGAGUCGGAGCAUUUGGUGCGUUUGUUGGCUGCAGAACGUCUCAGUGCGUUGCCGGUGCUGCAUUUCGAUGGAUCCAUCUACGAGCUUUUGGACGUGGGCGGAUUGGCAGGAGUGUUGCCAUCUCUGGCGAACUUGCUGCACGUCGAACGCUGCGAGGCCUUGCAAGCUUUAGCAGUGGUCUUGCGUGGUGCGCACGAUGACGCUCAUCCCUUUGCAGCCCAAUGCCGGGAGCUGGCAGAGAAGCUUUUGUCGGAGGAUUUGGAGAAAAAACUUUGGGAACUCUACAUGAAGGUCUCAAGCUGUCCUCGCUUCUCAGCCUCCCCAGAGCAUUCAGAGGUUGAGACAGUGGUGAAGCAAGGUUUGGAGUUGCAGCUGUGCGUUUUGGAAUGCUUGCUGUUGGCGGGCUAUGACCCUCAAAUCAGCAGGAGCGAAUUGAGAGAAUUACCUUCUUGCCGUUUCAAAGACAGGAGAGAUCCAGAGCAGAUCUGCCGAAUUGCCGAGGAAUGCUACCGGCAGCGGUUUUUGGGUAGCCUCCCAAGGGCAGCGCAUCUGCAUCACUGGCUGUUGGGUGAUGCAGAAAUUUGCAGCCAAGCUCAGUGCGUGGGAGACUUGUGCCUGACUUUGUUCAUUGAGCAUCUGGAUCUAGAGGACCUAGAGGCUGCGCGCCAUCCCUUGCUGUCGAGCCCAGAGCAUGUGAAGCAUUUGCACAAGCUUAUCGAAGGCUGGGUCGAGAUCUGUCGUCACGCCACCAUCCCAGCGGAAGCCACCCCGGCCACCAAGCACUGUGGGCGUCAUGUAGCGCUGGCGGUGCUCGCCUGGUCAGUACUUCUGGGAUGCAUGCCAGAGAGCUUUCGCGAGAGUCAGGGCUUCAGCUUCAAGCGCUUUUUCAGCAGCGCCGUCUUUCAGACGGAAAUUCUGCAGGAUGCCGUGCUCAGCAUCCAGGAGCGUGGCUUCCUGAUGUCUGACAGCCGCAAUGCCAAGCAUUUAGCAGCACGUUCAGUCGCCAGGGGCCUGGUGAGCAUGGUGGCGAAAGCCUUUCGUUUGGAUGGUCCCAUGGCGCCUGCCCAUCUGGCCAUCUCCAAAUUAGCGAGCAUGGCAUUCUUGGAUGAACAUGCAUGCCUCGAGUUCUGGAGGUUGGACUAUCCCAAACGUCAAGGUGCUUUUCUGAUCCUCCACGCCUGGCUCAUGGCUUUCCCAAGGAAUCUGCCGGCGCUGUUGGAAUUGCUGUGUGGCUUGGGGCAGGGACCUGCUGCGGAAUAUGUUGCAGAACUCUUGCAGGCUCCACUGAACAUGAUGCGCUUGCCCUACCGCUUGCUACGUCACAUCACUGAGUUUGAGGAGAGUGCCCCAUCCUCCAGCACUUGGCAACCGCGCGCGCAACUGCUCCUGCAACAACCAGCUUAUGUGGAGGAGCUGGCCCUGCGGCUCUUGGGCCUGGAGCUUCCAGAGAACCACGUGUCCAGCUGUCGAGUCCUGUGCGCCGGCUCCACCGGAGUGUUGCAACAAGACAGGUCGGCUGGAAGAGCUUGGUACAGUAAUGCCAAUUAUGCCAUAGGGUCGCAUCAGCAUCAUCCUCUUUUCGGCGCCAUGUUUUCCUUCACGUCUUCGGAGAUCUCCGCGGAGCGGCGCAGACUCUAUCGGAGGGUCAGCACUGCCAGCAGACGCUGGUGUUGUUGUUGUUGCCCCCUGCGGAAUGGAGAACCCCUGCUGGAUCCGCCCAGCCCCGUGGAAAGCCAAUCACGCGAGAACGACAGCAGCCCGAGUUGGAAGCUCAAACGCUUGAGGUCGUCCAUAGACAAUGGCGUGCACGCCUUGGGGGUUGGUCUGGGUGGCGCCAUGCCGCGGAUCACCAAGUUUGCACGCACUGGCAGCGUGCGAUUCAAGGAUGUGUGUUCUUCUCCCAGCGACGUGUGCAUGUGGCUCGGAGCCGCGGUGAGUCUGCCAGUGCUGGUUUUGCUCAAUUUCAAUCGCGCCUACGCCAUGCAUGAAACAAUUUUCAAGACGGACAUCAAUUCUCGGACUGAGGCCUUGAUCCGCUGCGCCUGUGUGCCGGUGGCCUGCACCGCAGUGAAUUACUUUGUACAACAUUUGCGUAGGACUGUGUUCUUCUGGGAGAAGAGGACAGAAGACCGAUUUUUCCAGCAAAGUGUCACGAGGUGGAUCGAUCCCAUCUCCAUUGGUCUCAUGUUGUUGGCCGCUCUUUUUCUGAUUCGCAACGCUUGUUGCAUCAUUUUGGAGGACAAUGUUGCCCAGCAAGUUCACUUUUGCUUUACUGGCUUGAUGGUCAUGAUCUGUGCCAUCUUCUACUUCAACAUGUUAGAUAGGAUCAAUGAUGUUCUGCACUCUAUGAUUACGGAUCAGGAGAUCAUUAAUCAUUCCAAACCGGUGGAGAAGAUGCAGAACAUCGUGCACAACAUCUCCCGGAGCGGCGACACACAGCGCGACAUUGUCUACAGUUUUUCGCACACGCACACGGUGCCGGCCAAGGUGCUGCACUACAUUUGGUCCAUCUACUACUUGAUAGGUAAGAUCCUCGGCGCGCUGGUCGUGUUGGCUUUCUUCGCGCAGGUUGAGUCCGAGACCAUCAACCGUUUUCUCCUGGGAAGCUUGUUGAUUUCGGGCGCUGCUUCGGGCGGCUUCAUGUUGGAGUUGGGCCCCAGCACGAUUAGCUUGUUGCGGCUGUCGUUGUACAAGCCGUUCUACGUUGGUGAUUUGGUCACCCUGAACAAAACGGGGGACAUGGCCAUGACCGAAGCCGUGGUAGGCUGGGGGAUGAUGAAACCUGAGCUCCCGAUGGCGCUUUGGUAUUUCUGGAAGUUGUUGAGCACUCCAUGGUCACCAAUGGUUGUCUCUGUGAUCCAAUACGAUCCAAUUGAAAUUCUCGGUCUGCAGUUGGAUUCUUUUGGAGCUCCAAACUGCUGA